Messenger RNA from Anneissia japonica, 4241 nucleotides. Its product is annotated as tyrosine-protein kinase receptor Tie-1-like. NCBI's taxonomy places the organism in Eukaryota, Metazoa, Echinodermata, Crinoidea, Comatulida, Comatulidae. Gene Ontology annotation, molecular function: ATP binding; protein binding; transmembrane receptor protein tyrosine kinase activity. The transcript has 23 exons. Bases 141 to 4220 code for a protein of 1359 amino acids. Gene Ontology annotation, cellular component: signaling receptor complex. Gene Ontology annotation, biological process: protein phosphorylation; multicellular organism development; positive regulation of kinase activity. The record is from RefSeq and is a predicted model, not a curated record.
AUCGAGUGCCAGCUCCGGAAACUAACAUCGUUUGCGCCUCACAAUGCAUUUCCAGUCUGUCACUCAUCGCGGACGGACGACAAAGCUGAUGCUGUUGUUCAUCUUUUCUGACUGUUCACUUGAAUGUUGAAAGAUAAAAGAUGAACGUACUUGGAUAUGUUACCGUCUUAAUGUAUAGGAUAUUACCUCUUUUUAUCAUUUUUCAAUCUGCUUUUUGUAAAACAGUAACUUUAAUCAAUUCCACGCCACUGUUCGGUAGCGGACUAACUCUUCUAAGGUGUCUGGACACUAGUGAAUAUUAUACAGCUUCACAACUAGAAAUCAACCGUUCUUACGAUAAUGGAUAUGGACUAGAAUUACCAGCACCCUCAACGUUUGACCACACUGAAGGUGUCGGCAGUGUGAUGGUACGCUGGGGUGGGGAUCUGGGUGAUAGUAGAGUUGGAGCAUAUGAGUGCUCGGCGAUUGGUAGUGAUAUUCGAGUGCAGACUAUCAAAUUAACAUCAAAUGGGAUUGUCUCACCGUUGAAAUUAUCGAUGACAGUCAACAAAGGAGAUCGCGUUGAUAUUGUGAUGAAGCAGACUGGCCAAACAUCUGAUCAAAUCGUAUGGAGACGAAGCAAUUUAGAACUGCAUCCCUCCGAGAUCAACGUCAGUGGGGUCAUGCAGACGUACACCAUCUUCAGUGCAAAUGUUAACGAUUCUGGUGUUUAUGAAGCCUACCCAAACAGUAGCCGAUCAUCGGGAGCAUCAACUCGACUUAUUGUCAGAGAAUGUGAGGAUGGGAAAUGGAAUCCCCCACUAUGUGAUCAGGCAUGCGUCGAUUGUUGGAAUGGAGGUGUUUGCGAUCAUACGACUGGGGAAUGCAUUUGUCCGCCAGGAUUCCGGGGCGUCAACUGUGAGAUUGCAUGCAAAAGAAAUUUCUUUGGGGCAAAGUGUGAUUACGAAUGCCCAGCCGACGGUUGCCAGAAUCGGCAGUUCUGCCUUCAUGAUCCCUAUGGAUGUUCAUGUGCUAGUGGAUGGAAAGGUCUGAAUUGUGAUCGUGAAUGCGAUGACGGUUUUUUUGGACCUGAUUGCAGCCAGAGUUGCCUACUGUGUAUGAAUGGCGCUGGUUGCGACAAACAAAAAGGCUGCAUAUGCACUGAACAUUGGACAGGACCUACAUGUCAAUCAGAAAAAAUCUCAUUUACUUCAAGCCAUACAACAGUUAAUUCUCUGGACCAAACAAGAGUCGUACUAAGGUGUACUUGCCACCUUCCCGCCUCUCAAUGUCCUGAUCUUAAUAUUAAGCCAAUCGGUGAGGAUCUUCCCCAGAUGUCUAACGCUGAAGAGGAAAUCUUCUCAGGCUUUACCGAUUAUGCCUUUACACCCUACGGUGUAAACGGGGAGUUGAGAUUCGUCUGCAUGGCAAACAGUACAUUCACUGUACAUUCACUUUCUGUCAACGUUAUUGGCAACAAUCCGGUUGCAGAAAUGGAGGACGAUGAGGUAAACUUAGGUGAAAGUGGAAGUCUGAAUUGUCAUGUCGAAGCGGGAAUAAACGUAGAUGUGUUAUUGUUUUCUCCUACUGGAAAUGUAAUUGAACCAUCUUUUGAAUACUCCAAUAUUUACGGAUUUAAUAUAGAUGAUGUAGAUAUGUCAAAAAAUGGAAACUAUACGUGUAAGGUGACGUCUUCUGGUGGAACGACUGAGGUCGUGGCAGAGCUUCGAUGCAAAGUUCCACCAGUUCCACAGAAACCGCCAUCUGUCCUGAGCAAUGAAGACGGUCUUUUACGAAUUGACCUAAAUUUUGAAGAAUAUUCAGGUGAUGGACCAAUCAGAGCUAUACUCCUUUACUACAAGAGAAGUCUGUCAAGAGCCGACUGGCAACAAUACUUAGUCGAAGAAAGUUUGGAAAAUAGCGAAAUUGUUCUGACGAGUGUGCUACUUGAAUAUGAUACGGAAUAUGAAUUUUGCGUAGCUCUCAAAAGGCCUGGGCCUGGUGGAGAAGGAAGAAAAGGUCCAUCGAUGAGAGCCACAUUAAGCUGUGAAGAACCAUCUGUAAAACCUGAAGUCACUUUACAACCAGUGAGCGAAGAUACAAUUAAAGUUACAUGGAGUUUCGUGCCUUCUCACAAGAACAUGAUCAUUACAGACUUCAUUAUUUCCUACCGACCAUCUGGAUUGAGGAGCUGGAAAGAAAAAAUUGUUCCAAAAACAGACGUAAAUCAAUGUUUGAUUACUGGUCUGCAAAUGGGCACACUCCACUACUUCAGAAUGUCAGCAGUAAGCUGCGGGGGAACUGGUCCGCAUUCUACAAUGCAAAGUGUCAAAACGGAAGAUGGGGCCCCGGGACCUGUACAGAAUAUCAAAGUCUUUGUGGAUUCAGACGACAGAAUAAUCGUCAAAUGGGAUGCACCGACUGCUAAAAACGGAAAAAUAACAGCAUAUAACGUGACCUACAUUGAACGAAGAUCCGGAACAGUUAGGUCCAUUAAUACACACUUGCAGACUUACACUUUCAUAACCAAUCUGAAUCCAUAUACUAAUUACAUUAUCAUGGUUAGUGCCAAGACUACGAAGCUAGGCAAAGUGUCAACUGUCAACGCUACGACACAUCAGACUGCGCCAAGUGGCCCUCCGAUGAACAUCACUUACAGACUGUCAGAAACAGAUUUUAUUUUUAACUGGAAGGAGCCUAGCGAGGAUAAAAAGAAUGGAGUUAUUAUAAAAUACCGUUAUGAACUGUACGAGGGCAAAACAUCUGCUGGUACCAUGGUGAAAGAUGCUUUGACAACAAACCGCAGAGUAAUUUUCAAACAAUGGGAGAAAAAUAAAUUCUAUACAUUGCGUAUUAGGGCGUACACAAUAAAGGGCGAUGGACCAUGGAGUAAUGAUUUCAUUGCGUUAACUACACCGCCUUCGAGUACACAGAGCCCGGCUCUACCGACAAGUUCAGUUAAAAUAGGCUUGCCACUGGCGCCUGAAACAGUCAUUACUGACACGCAAAAAAACACCAAUUCUAGCCUGCAGGACAGAUUAGGAAUUAUCGUUGCUGCAGUUAUUGUCUGCAUUAUUUUUGCUGUUAUUAUUAUUGGUCUGAUGUUGUGGACAUUAAACAUGCGCAAAUCACGUCGUAAUAAUGACGACUUACCAAGCGUCACCUUACAACAACUACUGAGAGAAAGAUCGCUAUCCAACGAAUACAACGAAACUGUGGUGGCACAACGCUCCCCGGGAAUUGUCACCCCUGGUAUGUUUACAUUUUCAAGUACGGGGUCACCGCCCCUAUCACCAGGUCCAAUGUCACCAACAUGCAAAAGCCCGUUGCCAAUACUAUCACCCAAGGCAGAGUACUACAAGAUCCCUUGGGAAAAUAUGAUACUGGAGAACUUUUUGAUUGCUGAAGGAAACUUUGGUCAAGUUAUGAAAGGAGUGGUAAAGAAGGAAGGAGCUGCAAUACAGGCAGCUGUAAAAAUGUUGAAAGAAGGUGCGACCGACAAUGACAGGCGAGAUUUCUUCGGAGAGCUGAUGAUAAUGGCAAAAGUAGGCUACCAUCCGAAUAUCGUCAACCUUAUUGGAGCAUCUGAAUAUCAAGGAAUAUUGUACGUGGCCACAGAAUUUGCAGAAUAUGGAAACUUGCUAAACUACUUACGGAGAAGUCGGUGUCUGGAAACUGACCCAACUUACGCAAAUAAAACAAACUUAGCUUCGACUCUUUCAUCAGAGAACCUGCUCCAGAUCGCAGCAGAUGUUAGUCUUGGAAUGAAACAUCUGUCAGAGAAGGGGUGCGUACAUCGCGACUUGGCUGCAAGAAAUAUUCUACUAUGCAAUGCUGACUGUGGCCAGAUCGUGGCUAAGGUGACGGAUUUCGGUCUAUCAAGAAGUGAGGAAGUUUACGUAAAAACCACAGCAGGGCGACUGCCUGUUCGAUGGAUGGCGAUAGAAUCUAUAAAUUACAGCGUAUAUACAACGAAGAGUGAUGUGUGGUCGUUUGGGAUUUUAUUGUGGGAGAUUGUUACACUGGGCGGUACUCCAUAUCCAGGCAUGACGUGUGCAGAACUUUACGAAAAACUGCCAAUGGGAUACAGGAUGGAAAAACCACUAAACUGCGAUGACGAAGUAUAUGAAAUUAUGCGCCAUUGCUGGAGAGACCGACCUCACGAGAGACCAACUUUCGCACAAUUAUACAUUGCAAUAAAUAGACUGGUACAAGCAACCAAGGUAGGUGAUCUGAUGUAAUUAAUCAUUCACUGUUAUUUU